Messenger RNA from Mesocricetus auratus (golden hamster), 4078 nucleotides. It is a transcript of the gene Gnai3, whose product is annotated as G protein subunit alpha i3. The record is from RefSeq and is a predicted model, not a curated record. Gene Ontology annotation, molecular function: GTPase activity; GTP binding; G protein-coupled receptor binding. Bases 126 to 1190 code for a protein of 354 amino acids. Gene Ontology annotation, biological process: adenylate cyclase-modulating G protein-coupled receptor signaling pathway. Lineage: Eukaryota; Metazoa; Chordata; Mammalia; Rodentia; Cricetidae. Gene Ontology annotation, cellular component: heterotrimeric G-protein complex. The transcript is spliced from 9 exons.
UUCUUCCGGGCGCUAGGGGAGCUGACGGAGAAGGCCACCGCCCAGCGGCAGACGCGUCUCAGCCGGUGUAGUUGUGGUUCCCGCGGUGUGUGAGUCCGGACCCGGGCCCCUCUCCCGCCGCCGUCAUGGGCUGCACGUUGAGCGCCGAGGACAAGGCGGCGGUGGAGCGGAGCAAGAUGAUUGACCGCAACUUGCGGGAGGACGGGGAGAAAGCGGCCAAAGAAGUGAAGCUGCUGCUGCUCGGUGCUGGAGAAUCUGGUAAAAGUACCAUUGUGAAACAGAUGAAAAUCAUUCAUGAGGAUGGCUACUCAGAGGAUGAAUGUAAACAGUAUAAAGUAGUUGUCUACAGUAAUACUAUUCAGUCCAUCAUUGCAAUCAUAAGAGCCAUGGGACGGCUAAAGAUUGAUUUUGGGGAAGCUGCCAGAGCAGAUGAUGCCCGACAGUUAUUCGUCCUAGCUGGCAGUGCUGAAGAAGGAGUCAUGACUUCAGAACUCGCAGGUGUGAUUAAACGGCUUUGGCGAGAUGGUGGGGUGCAGGCAUGUUUCAGCAGGUCCAGGGAGUAUCAGCUCAACGAUUCUGCUUCCUAUUACCUAAAUGAUUUGGAUAGAAUAUCCCAGAACAACUACAUUCCAACUCAACAAGAUGUUCUUCGGACAAGAGUGAAAACUACAGGCAUUGUGGAGACACACUUCACCUUCAAAGAGCUAUACUUCAAAAUGUUUGAUGUAGGUGGCCAAAGAUCAGAACGAAAAAAAUGGAUUCACUGUUUUGAGGGAGUGACAGCGAUUAUCUUUUGUGUGGCCCUCAGUGACUAUGACCUUGUUCUGGCCGAGGAUGAGGAAAUGAACCGGAUGCAUGAAAGCAUGAAAUUGUUUGACAGCAUUUGCAACAACAAAUGGUUUACGGACACGUCAAUCAUCCUCUUUCUUAAUAAGAAAGACCUUUUUGAGGAAAAGAUAAAGAGGAGCCCGUUAACAAUCUGUUAUCCAGAAUACACAGGUUCCAAUACAUACGAAGAGGCAGCUGCUUACAUUCAGUGCCAGUUUGAAGAUCUGAACCGAAGAAAAGAUACCAAGGAGAUCUACACUCACUUCACCUGUGCCACAGACACCAAAAAUGUGCAGUUUGUUUUUGAUGCUGUUACAGAUGUCAUCAUUAAAAACAACCUAAAGGAAUGUGGACUUUAUUGAGAGGAUGGCAUUAGUAAAAGUUACUACAAUGAGGAGUGUCGAGACCAGAUAUCACCUGCUGUCUCUUGGGUCAGCUACAAGCAUGGCGGGACCAGGGAAUGGCAGCAGCAUGCAGAAUCUUAGCACUCUUUAGCACAAUCUUCUGUAUUAGGGAAUGUUUAGUUGGCAUGAGAUGUUCAAAUCACACAUCGGAAUUGGAACAACUGUAAACUAUGGUUGACUCAUCAAGGCAUCACUUGGAUUUUAUAGUCUCAAAUGUUUAGGGCAUAUUGAAGUCGAGGUGCUGCUGCAUUCCGGAACUUAAAUAUAUAGCUCACCUUUUCCUUUUUAACAAAUCACCUGUAGUUAAUUUCUAAGGUUUUUCUCAUCAAGAGAAGAAAAACUAAAAAAAUCUUGUUUGCAAAAGAAUCUUGGGAACUCAGUCUUAACUAUGCACAUGAUGCGACCAGACAUCUUGAAAAUAUUCCUCUUAGUAGGAACUGUUUGUUUUUAGCUCUUGGUAUGCAAUAUUCCCAUAUUUCCAUAAUUAAUUCUUCCUGGUUAUUGGGACUACAUUAAUACAGCUUUUCUGACCGAAAUUUAUGUUACUGUUAUGUUUAAAGUGCCAUGAUGGCUUCUAAACAACAGUUACUUUGGAGAAUUCUACAGUAUGCUUCUAGCUCUCAUUUCUUUAAGCCUAUGGUUGAAGAUUAACCUUGUUUAUGCUGAUUACCAAAUUACUAAAUGAAUACUGACGUAAUAUGAUAAACUCCAUUUCUUGGAUACAGACUCACCCAGGAUAGCUGUCAAUUAGAUGUGCAAACUGCUAAAUUCAGACCAGUGACUUGCUGCUACAUAUCUACUAAAUUGGCCACUUUGAUUCUUGUCUGUUUGUCUUGGUCACAGAGAAUGUUGUAUAAGGUGCCCCUUGUUUUCCAUCUUUGUGACCUUUGGUUUGGAGACAUCUAAAGUGUGUCAGCAGUGCAUGCUUUUCCUUUCAAAUGUGGUGCCAAAUCCCUGUUUGCCAUCGUUUUUACUGUUGCAAUGGUAAUUGUAGUAGUGAUCCUUAGUAUGUUCUUUUUCUAAAACUUGCAUUUUAGAACUUUUUUCCAUUUUGUCAUGUGUACAGAUUUUAAUUUGUUACAGCUGGCAGCAGUAUUAAAACGGUGAGUAAAGAGUCCAGGAUUGCUCUGCUUGUAACUAGUCCUUUCUGGAAAUCCUGUCUUGUAUUUCCCUUUGCUUUGGCCUUUGUCGGAGAGUGGGUUUAGGUAGAAGGGGGGUCUCUGAAAGUCUAGUUCUUCGAUGUAGUAGUAUUAUCAAAUCUAGGACUGAGAGCUUUAUGUCCAGUCUAUGUACAAGGGAUAUGAGUCAUAAUUAGCUUCCCAAUUUACAUUCUGCUUGUGCUGAGAGCUACAGUCCUUUUGUACAAUGUAUAGCAAAUGUCAUUAAACACUGAGUGGACCACUGGGGAAUGGCAGACAGCGAAUACAUUUUGAGCAUUUCAGAUCAGUAGUUUGAGCAGUGCCUUUUGAGGUUCAGUCUUUCCGGAUUGGAUCCGUUUCCUCUUUUGAUGUUACCUCUUACUCAUUUAAAAAGGUUGGUGGUCAGAACCGCUUUGGAAGUGACCAGUGCCUUUGCUGGCAGCUUUUAAAAUGUUUAAUUCUCACAGAAAAUCAUUAUUAUGCAGACAGUAUAACUAUUAUUUGACAAGCAUUUCUUUAGGGCUAGGAAAAUACCAUCUGAAAGAAAGAAAAGCAUUGAUUUCAAUCAGCAAUGGACUUAAUUCCCACAGUGUAGGGCUUCCUAAGUCUUACUCUGAAUUUGUCUUUUCUUUGUUGUAUUCUGUAAUAUAAAAACAUCCGGAAACAAGAACUAGUGAAAUGUUGUUUUCGUAACUUUUCUAUACUUUGGGGUUAGUGAAAUGGUGUUAAUAAUUAAAAUGAUAGAUAAUCCAAAUUUAAUUUUACUUUAGAAUGCAUUUUGUAUUUUCAUUUGAAUCUGUCUAUUUUUUAAACCUUUCUGUUAAUUAAAAAUACAAGUUCUCCACUUCUUUGUUUCUACAUACCACUUUUAUUUGCUUUCUGUUUACUGAAGACAUUCUCACCAUCCAGGUGCCUGCCUUUAGGACAGUUAGGAGGCAGUUUGAGUUUUCAACAAUGACCUGUGGGGGAAAAUCACCUAAAGCUGUCUGAAGAGAUUUACUUCCUAGCUGUGGACUGUGAAAGUGUUUCUGUUCAGCUAGGCUUUCAAAUCACUGCUUUAUAUUUUGAAGAACAUUUCUUAGGCAGAGUCAGAGUGUGGGAGUUAAUCCUAUGAACCUGGAGGAAAAAAGAUUGGUGCUUAUAACUGAAGAAGCCAAAAGUUAGGCAUUUCCUCUGGAAAAUGCUGGAGUUUUGUGAUAGAUAAUGUUCAUUUUGAGGUGGCCAGACUUUUGGACCAUCUAAGAAGUCAGCUAAGAAAAUUAAUGUUGAAUUAAUAAAACACAAUAGACUUUAGCCUUGGGAGGAUAGCAACCAUAGCCUUUGUUAUUGACAGCCACAUUUUCUCCUGAGUGAAAGCUGGAGCAGAUAGGAGAGAUGGACUCUCUUUCCUUACCUAAUCAGUUCAGGCAUGUAAUAGACUACACCUUCUACUGUGAAAUUCCCCAAACCAUUACUGGUGCUUAUCACACACCCAGCUACACACCUACCUCCCCCCCAUACACACACAGAAUUACUGUUUAGAGCUACUUCUGUGAAGGGCAAGAUACUUUAGAAUCUAGAUACUUUUGUUUUUUGGGCCCAAUACUAUGCCUGACUUGGUUUAAUGCUUCUCAGGAAUGAGAUGACACCUGGGGUACAUGGUUAAUUUGUGCAGAUUCCCUGACUAAACUGAACUAAAUUAAAUUUCACAAAGACAUCCAUGGAAAA